Triticum aestivum (bread wheat) is the source of this 2435-nucleotide messenger RNA. RefSeq names its product thioredoxin H-type-like. The record is from RefSeq and is a predicted model, not a curated record. Lineage: Eukaryota; Viridiplantae; Streptophyta; Magnoliopsida; Poales; Poaceae. The transcript is spliced from 3 exons. Bases 890 to 2107 code for a protein of 405 amino acids.
GCCAGAAGGCAACAACAAAGUGCGCGUGAGAAAUAAGCGGUGCUUGCCGAGAAGAGAGAGAGAGAGAGAGAGAGAGAGAGAGAGAGAGAGAGAUGGCGGCGUCGGCGGCGACGGCAACGGCGGCGGCGGUGGGGGCGGGGGAGGUGAUCUCCGUCCACAGCCUGGAGCAGUGGACCAUGCAGAUCGAGGAGGCCAACGCCGCCAAGAAGCUGGUGGUCAUUGACUUCACUGCAUCGUGGUGUGGACCCUGCCGCAUUAUGGCUCCAAUUUUCGCUGAUCUCGCCAAGAAGUUCCCAGCUGCUGUUUUCCUCAAGGUCGAUGUUGAUGAACUGAAGUCCAUUGCUGAGCAAUUCAGCGUGGAGGCCAUGCCAACCUUCCUGUUCAUGAAGGAAGGAGACGUCAAGGACAGGGUUGUCGGAGCUAUCAAGGAGGAACUGACGAACAAGGUUGGGCUACACGCGGCCCAGUAAUCACCUAGCGGUGUAGUAUUGGCCUAAAUAAAAUUGCCGCUCAACAAGUAGUGCCUCUAAUGGCACCUUAUAUCCUGUGUACUUCUUGUUACUUGUUGGUUUAUGGAUAAUGCGUUGCUUAAUCCAAGCUAGUGUGCUUUUGCAUAAAUAGUUUUCGCCCCUUUGGAUGUGAAUUUGCCUGGAUCUAUCCUGAUCUACAAGCUGGGAUGUGCAUGUGCACACGGUUCCAGUGUUGGUUCCCCUCUCCGAUCCCACCUGGAGCUGGAAGUUCUCCCCUUUUCAAAAAAAGGGAGGAAAUUCUCUUCCGGAUUCAAGCAGAAACAUAUUUUGAUUCGGUUUCAUCAGGCUAGCAAUCCUCUCUUCAUAUAUACCUGGACAAUCGUCUUGUAGAUAGCUUGAAAGGAGGGGAAGAUCCAUCCAUGUACAUGGAGGAGGGCUUGGAAGAGUACGUCAACGUGACGGAGAGCGCCAUCUUCGGCGCCUCGCUGACACCGCCUGCGCUGCCCCUUUUCAACGGUCCUCCUCCGAGCUGGGUCCUCCUCGACGUCUCCGCCUACAUAGCCGCCGGCACCACCGCCGCCGCCGGCACCAGGGGAGGCCAUGCCAUAGAGGUCACCAUGAUCGCCGCCCGCCCGCCGCUGGUCUCCCACAUCCGCGUCAACUGCCCCGGCCUCAAGCCCACACGCUUCGCCAUCGAGCCCAGGAUCUUCGCCGCCGCGGAUGGCCUCUUCUUGCUCGGCGUCGCCAUCGGCCACCGGUCCCUGUGCACCCAGCCGGACAUGUUCGACUACUUCGUCUACCAGCCCGCCGCGCGCUCGCUCACGUCUCUCCCGCGCCCACAUGGCCGCUUCGGUCUCAGGGACGUCGCCCUCCUGCGCUGCAGCCCGAACAGCUCCUCCUACAUCAUUGCGUUCCUCGAGGGUACACGGGGACGGGGCAUGGCGUAUGAGCUCCACCGCUUCCACUCCGAGACCAACACCUGGACCAAGAGCAAGCUGGAGCUUGGUGCCACUGCCAUGAACCCUGCCAUGGACUCCGUCUUCUUCUCCACUAGCAAGGUGUUCACUCUCGGCGGUGGUUUCGUGGGCUGGGCCGACCUCUGGCGCGGCGUCCUGCUCUGCGACGUGCUCCUCGACCCGGAGCUCCGCUACGUCCCCUUGCCGCAUGCCUUCGGUGAGCGCAAGUGGGACGCCGUCAUAACCAGGGACAUCGCCGUUGUCGACCAAGGUUGCAUCAAGUACGUCGACAAGCGGUCUGACGAGCACACUGGUGGUGGCUGGACACUCACCGCAUGGAGCAAGAAGAUCAACAGCAAGCCGUGGAAGGAGGAACAAUGGCGCCAGGACUGCGAGUUGAGAUCUUCUGAUGUCUCUGUCCUUUUGCCGCCACUGCCGAGGCCAUUCCAUGAGCUCAUGACAGGCCACCCCGUCAUAAGCUUGCGGGGCGACGACGUCGUCUACUUGAUGAGCAAAGAGAGCCUCAGGGACGACACGGCGUGGGUGGUCGCCGUCGACAUGAGCAGCAAGUCGUUGCAGGAAGUGGUUGAGUUUGGCGGUUCCCGGAGAUCAAUAGGCAUAAGCCGCACCUAUAUACAGAGCAGGAUCGACCUCUGGUCAUCCGAAGAUCACCCCAGGUAAUUCUAUCUUGAAUUAAUCAGUUCGAUCUUCGAUCACCUGCUAUUGCUCAUGCCUAAUCUGUUGGGCUUUUCUUAUCUGUACAAAUCCGACAAUUCGGUCGGUUGGCUCAUUUUAGUCGUUUUAGAACAUUUUGGAAGACAUCUGAAUGGUGGUGUAAUUGAUCAAUGCACAUUUAGGGGUUGGAAAAUCAUCCAUGAAUUUCAAACACAUAACUGGGGAACUAGAAACCGCUGCUGCAUGUCGCGGUAGCUUUUGUGUAAGAAGUCAGUUCAGAUGUUGUGUGAGACUGAGGUUAUAUACAUUGGCAUCAGACGCUGUUUAAUGUUCU